CACAAGUAUAUAUGGUCAAUAUGCCUGGAAUUUCCAUCUUUGUCAUCAAACAAUAAAUUAUGCAGGAAGGAUUUUUCCAGGUAACAAGGCUUAAAUUUACAGAAGAAACCAGUAUAAAAUAUGGUUUACACAGCUAAGCAUCUGGAUAAGAGGAUUUUGUUUCAAUAGAAUAUGGAUCAUCAAAUCAGAAUAUGCAAUCUGGAUGUUGAGAUAAGCAUAGGCGUGACAAAAUCUGGCUUCAAAAUAUAGUAUUCAGGGGUCAACCUUCCUGUUAUGAAAAGAGACCUAUUUUGAUAAACUGUGCCAUUAGGCACCUGAAAAGGGUGAUAGCAGGACGGUUAUAGGCGGCACAAACCCACAAAAGCAAAAGAGCUCCCCAUUUGGGGACCCAUUGGCCACAAAAGAAGAACAGCCUAAACAUACAAGAGUUCAAUAGGCGAAUUUUGGCAGGAUCAAAUUUGCUUAUCGCCCCAUGAAUCAACCAACUGUGCUCAUCCUAGUUUCUUGCCUAUUCUUCCAUGUCAGAGCCCAAGAAGAAGCAGAGCCUUCCUCGGGUAUCCUUCAUCCUUUCCGCAUAAGCCUCUCUUUAGUCGUUGGAAUCUCCUUAGGAAUGUUGUCUUUAACAUUUGUAGUCCUUGUCUGCCUCAAAUUCUGUCAUGCAAACCUGGUUGAUAAUUUUGACCAUACUACACAUCCUCAAAACUUUCAUCGCCUUUUUCAGUCAAGUUCCAUAUUUUCUGGAAUCGAUAGAAGAAUAAUUGAAUCAAUUCCCUCCUUCCAGUUCUCUGCACUUAAGGGGUCAAAAGAAGGCCUAGAGUGUGCAGUUUGCAUAUCGAAAUUUGAGGAUUCAGAUAUUCUUCGACUUUUGCCAAAGUGCGAGCAUGCAUUUCAUAUGAACUGCAUAGACCAGUGGCUCGAAAGACACUCAACCUGCCCUCUUUGCAGGUAUAAGUUUGAUUCCAGAGAUGCAAAGAGUUUCACACAUUCAAACAGCUUGAGAUUAUCUCAGAACCCUUCAAAUCUAACUGAUGAUCGAAACGUUGAGCUCUUUGUGGAAAGGGAGCAGGACGAUCAAGUUCAAGGGUCAUCAUCAAGGUUUAACAUAGGAAGCAGCCUCCGCAGCAUUGACAGGGGUAAGAAACAAGAACUACGGAUUCAAGAAGGUGAAGGUAGUAGCGGAGAUGAUCCAAAACUCUUGCAUAAGUUCAAGCAUAAGAUAAUUGUUUCUGAUGUUGUAAUAAAGAAUCGAUGGAGUGAUGUCAGCCCCUCAGACUUGUUGUCCUUGAAAUCCGAGAUGCUCAGUGUCAUAUCCAGCAAAAGAUUCUCUUCAUUGGAAUCAAAUAGUAGAAGGUUUCCUACUGGUUUAUCAACGAGUAAACUGAUUGAAAAGGUUGAGGAUUUAGAGAGGAAGAGAAUGUUCGAGUCCGAGUUCAGCAUAACCUAUAAGAAUGAUCCAAGUUCAAGCUUUCCUUCCGCUUCAUAUAACGAGUCAAGUUCAUCAGAGAUGAAUCAUAUGGAAAAGAGAUCAAUGUCUGAGAUUACAGUCUUCCCAAGGUUCAGGCAAUUCAGUCUGAAAAACCAAGUGGCAGAUUGCCUGGCAAAAGAGGGGAUUCAGAGACAAGAGGAUUCAAUUAAUAUUUUUGACUGAGGCCGGUUGAGGUUGGGGUGGAACUGUGGAACUGAAGCGAAGUUUCUGAUUUCUGGAACAAGGAAACGGGUUUGAUUUUUUGAGCUAUGAUAAAAGGUUCCGUCAAAGCUAUGCAUGUCUGACCCACUUUUGUUUUUGCUUGGGUCUGAAUAGGAUUGUCCUUAUGACUCUGUUAUGAACAUGUUGAUUGAUGUUUAUUGCUGUGCAAACUUUCUUGUCAUUUAUGAGUGGGAUUGAAUGUAAAUUUGGGAGGGGUUAGGAUGUGAGUAAAUACGAGACUGUAUAUCAGGGGUUUUUUUUGGGACUGUAUAGCAGGUUGUUGCUCUGAUUUUUUGUGUAACAGAACCCUAGCUUUUUUAUAAAGAAAGGUUCUUAUGCAAGUGGGUUUUACAUCAAAACUCAUAGGCUAAAAAUCG
Molecule: messenger RNA, 2064 nt
Organism: Theobroma cacao (cacao)
Lineage: Eukaryota; Viridiplantae; Streptophyta; Magnoliopsida; Malvales; Malvaceae
Source: RefSeq, a predicted model, not a curated record